Molecule: messenger RNA, 855 nt
Organism: Dendronephthya gigantea
Lineage: Eukaryota; Metazoa; Cnidaria; Anthozoa; Malacalcyonacea; Nephtheidae
Exons: 5
Source: RefSeq, a predicted model, not a curated record
ACAGAGUCGACCCCAAUCUAUAGAAAACGCAAUCUUAAAAAUCCUGCAAAAAAAUCUGCGGAAAGAAGGUCGCAAUCACUUCUUGACAGAGCUUACAACGAGCAGUGGGAAUGGUAUGACAAGUGCAACAGGAGAGAAAGAAACAAAGGUCUGUUCACAGCUGAUCAGAACCUCAAGAGAAACACAGCAAGGUACACGCGACAAAACCCCAAUGGAAAUCGACGAGGUUACGAGUGUCCCGAGGAAAGAGAUUAUUAUCCUUACUGGCAUCCGACUGACUGGAUUGAUAUCGCAGUUUUGGGAGACCAAGCAGAUUGUGACUUUUACAAGUCACAGAGCUUCAACACCAAACCUAAGGAGGAGUGUAUGGAACCUUAUAACAAAAAAAAGGCUUACAAUGAAAAGACAAACAAAUGGCGUCAUGCCUCACAAUACAACAACAAAGCUGAUUGCGAAGCAAACAAUGGAAUAUGGGUGACAUUUCACAACUAUCUUGAAGAGACUGAUCUUAGUGAGGCACAGUGUACUGGUGAAGAGUACAUAUGGGCCAUUCCCUAUCGCUCUGAAAAAUUGGACCAGUUGAAAGGUACUGAUCCCGAGGAUUGGAAGAAAUGCUUGGUCGCGUUACCCAAACCAGAAUGUGGACCAGCCCCGUACUCACGUUCCAAUCACCUGGGUAACGGUGAGGGCGUGGUCGCUCUUAACUAUCCUUGGAAGAUACCCCGCUUCCCUUCAGGAGACGAACAGAAAUGUGUACUGAGAAUAAGGUACAAUAUCUCCACAAACGAUUACGACGUGAAAAAUACAUUCUCUGGUUCAAACGACGUCGACUCUGUCAUUGAAAACGACCCAGAA